ACACAUUGUCAACUCAACAGAAAGUGAACAUCGGUAGGCGCGUACUGAGAAUGUUGACCGUAUUGAAAAUAAAACAGUUUUAACAUGCCAGUUGUUUGUGCCGAAUUGUCGUUAUUUGUUUUCUAUGGUAGUAGCUUUUAUUCCAGCAAUAGUUAAGAUGAUGUGCGAGAAAAAUAUCCUAGUCUUGUUUUAAAGUGAUGUUUGAGGUUAUGUGUCCACUUUCUGUUUUUUACUUUCUACAACAUAUUUUACAAAAUACACUAUAAAAAUAUAAUAAAAUCAAAAUGUCUCGCUCAGUUUAUCAAUAAUUUGCUAAUAAUAAGUCUUUGUACGUGCGGCGUGAAAACUGUCAUGAUUUUGGUACCAACAAGAAAGUAGAUAUUGAAUUGUUUUUCGCUUAAGAAGGCGUUUUGAAAAGCGAUUUUAAUGUGUGAUAUGGAGUUAAGUUCAGGAACAUUUUAUUUGUAGUCAUUAAGAUAUGGCAGAGAGUGGAAUAAUCUACCAACCUCUCAGUAACAGGGAACUAUUAUGUCGUUGGUUAAGUCAUGUCAAGCUUUCAAGGAUUAUAAUCCUGGUGUCUGUUGUGCUCAUUAUUGUACCUCUUGUCACUCAUUACUAUUUAUCCAAGGUGGAAGCUGAUGUACCCAAUGGAGAUGUACAUCGUACUCGGUCCAAACUUUCGAGUUUGGAGGCUUUUGAAGACUUCAGUACACUCAGAGCCUCUGAUCUUAAACUUAGAAUUGAGGAAAUGUUAAGAAUAAAAGAUUCUGUGAGUGUGGAACUUCGUGAACUGGAAGCAAAGAGACAACGAUUGCAGCUUGAAGUUACUGGCUUUACACAGCGAAUUGAAGAGCUCAAACAGGAACUUGCUCGUCAACAAAAUGAUCUCGAACGACUUAAGAUAUCAGUUGAACAGGCACAAGUUGCCCAGAGAGAAGCAGCUCAACGCAACACUCCUGAUUUGGCUCCCCCAAAACAGAUUUUGCCCUCACAAGCACCAGCUGUACUCUCUCCAAUAUCUCCGUCAUAUGCCACUCAUUGUAGGAUGCACAAUUGUUUUGAUCAUUCUCGUUGUUCGUUGGUGUCAGGGUUUCCAGUUUAUAUGUAUGACCCUGAUCGACAUUCAGUCCUUUCUCCAGAAUGGGAAGUAGAAGGUUUUGUGAAGACGACUCUGAAACAGACAUUAGGGUAUAAUCCACAUUUCACUUCUGAUCCAAAUUCGGCAUGUCUGUACCUCGUACUUGUUGGAGAGUCUCUUGCUGCUCGCAAUUUCUGGUUUAACACUACUUCACCUGGGCAUAAAAUGGUUGCUCCUGGACCUGCAUUGCUUGAGAGAUUGUUACACGCAUUGCCAUACUGGGGAGGUGAUGGCCGCAAUCAUGUACUUUUGAACUUGGCGCGCAGUAGCGCAGCAGGUGUCAGCGCCCUAGGGAGUCCUACUUCUGCUGUGGCAACAGGUGCCAGUGAUCUGUUCUUAGGGGUUGACACUGGACGUGCUAUCAUAGUCCAAUCAACAUUUUUGCGGUCUCACUUCCGACCACAUUUUGAUUUGGUGGCUCCCCCUAUACUUGGGCAACCUGGGGGUGAUGUGUGGCAAGAAUGCCCGCCUAUGCUUCCUGCAAGACGUCAGUUAUUGUUAUCUUUUCAGGGAGACUACAUACAACCUGCAGGAGUUUCUCGGUCAACUGCUGAUAUAGAUUCAUUCAUAGUUGAGCACUUACAGGGCAUGGCAAUGGGACCAACUACAGACAGGUUCCUUUUCCACUUUGAUUGCACUCUUGCAGUUUUGGGGCGUGAGACAGCAUCUGCUAGUAAAAGUAAUACUAGAACUCCUCCUCCGAUGGGUGCUGGUGAAUGGUCAUUGUGUGGAACAGAGUCAUCCCGGGCCACAAUUCUGCGGGAAUCAACAUUUGCCCUCAUUAUUGCUCCUCAUGCUGAGCUGGAUGUGGUUUCGACGACCCUCCUCCAGACGCGCCUGCUGGAGGCCCUGAAACUUGGUGCAGUUCCUGUCAUUCUAGGAGGAGAUUCAGUUGAAUUGCCCUACAGUGAAGUUCUGGCGUGGAGGCGUGCUGCACUGUUUUUGCCCAAGGCUCGAGUUACAGAGCUCCACUUCUUCCUUCGUACUGUACCAGACACAGACCUUGUGGCCCUACGUCGACAGGGACGGCACUUAUGGGAGCGCUAUUGUGCAUCAGUGCAGGCCACAGUGGACACUCUGGUGGCUGUUCUCAGAGACCGCUUGGGGAUUCCACCAUUGCCUGCAGAUGAAGAACCAGCUCCUUCUGUGUUCAAUGCUUCUUUUGUUCCAUUGAAAAUGGAUGCCAUUGUUCCUGAUGCUGAACCUGAAGAAAGUUUGGGGCCUUUAGAACCUUCUUAUCCUUCUCCAAAAUUUAAGCGAAACUACACUUACUUUUUGUCUCAGGGCUAUGAAGUGUGGAAUGACUGGGGAGACCCCUUUAGGUUAUAUCCUCAGUUACCGUUUGAUUUAAUUCUUCCAUCAGAUGCCAAGUUUCUAGGUUCAGGAGUAGGAUUUCGACCCAUUGGUCGUGGUGCAGGAGGAGCUGGCAAAGAGUUUUGUGAAAGCCUAGGAGGCAAUAACCCUCGGGAGCAGUUCACCAUAGUAAUGUUGACAUAUGAACGUGAACAAGUUCUCAUCAACUCUCUUAGUCGCCUGUAUGGUUUGCCUUACUUGCACAAAGUGGUGGUAGUGUGGAACUCCCCAAAGCCACCUCUGGAGGACCUUCGUUGGCCAGAUAUUGGAGUCCCAGUGCAUGUUGUGAAAGCCAGUCGUAAUAGCCUUAAUAAUCGCUUUCUGCCAUAUGAAGCUAUAGAAACAGAGGCAGUUUUGUCCGUUGAUGAUGAUGCACACUUGAGACAUGAUGAAAUCAUGUUUGGAUUCAGAGUUUGGCGUGAACAAAGAGAUCGAGUUGUAGGAUUUCCUGGACGCUACCAUGCUUGGGAUUUAAAUCAUGGAGGAUGGUUGUACAACUCUAAUUAUUCCUGUGAACUCUCCAUGGUCCUAACAGGUGCAGCAUUUUUUCACAAAUACUAUACAUAUUUAUAUACAUACUGGUUACCCCAAGCUGUGAGAGACAAAGUUGAUGAGUACAUGAAUUGCGAGGACAUUGCCAUGAAUUUUCUAGUCUCUCACAUCACUCGAAAACCACCUGUAAAGGUAACAUCAAGAUGGACGUUUCGUUGCCCAGGCUGCCCAGUAUCCCUCUCAGAAGAUGACACUCAUUUCCAGGAGAGACAUAAGUGCAUCAACUUCUUUACAGAGGUUUUUGGAUACAUGCCUUUGCUGAAUACACAAUUUCGAGCCGACUCCAUUCUUUUUAAAACACGAAUACCUCACGACAAACAGAAAUGUUUUAAAUUCAUCUGAAUGUUUGAUGAGCCAGGACGCUUUUCUUUGAAAUCAGAAUACUCAGGGGAGCUGCUUGCAGCAACUUUAACAAUUCAGAUUUCAGUUACAGUGACAUUCUGAAAAGGAGGACACUGAAACUGAACCUUCAGUGAGCGUAGAAACUCGUGUUAUUAAAUUGAACUUCACAAGGAGACAGCAGCAGAAAAACUGGAAGACGAGUUGAAAUUUCAGUGUGAGGGUUUGGAUAUGAGAGAGUUAAUUUCUUACGAUUGCUGAGAGAUUCAGCAAAAAAAUUGUGUGUGAAUGUUGCGAGCACUGAUGGUGGAGCAGUGCAGAUGCCAAAGUUUGUGUGUUAGGAAAGAAUGGUUAUUAUGAGUAUUUUCUAAUUUGAUCAGAUGUGGCUUUUCAAUCUCUUCAUAGCUACAAAAAUGGAUUUGAAAUUCAGUUAAGCUUGUGUGAGUUUAAUGAAUAUUUAAAAGAAAUGUCUUUACCUUUAAGGAAUAAAGGUAUGAUUGGAGCCAUCUUUACAAAAAUAUCUCGCAUGAUCAAAACCUGCACAAGGCUUAGAAAUUGAAUGUGAAAACAAUUUUAAUUUUACAAAGGAAAACAGGAGUUCAUACUAGGAUUUAUUUAACUGUGCAUUUGAUGUAAAACAGCUGUUCACGGUUUCAUUCAAGUGGGAGCUUGAAUUUCGCCAUAGUGACGUCAUUGUAGCACAAGCUCCCGAUUGGAUGAAAUCACAAGAGCUGAUUUAUGUCAAGUGCACGACUAAAUAAAUCGUACUAUAAAUUGACAAGUAUUAAUGCGAGAAAUUUUAUACUCUUAAGAUGGCUCUGGGUGUGAUAAAAUGAUAUUAUCUUAUGCAGGGUUUAACCGUGUGCUAUAUACCACAUUGAUCUAGUACUUAUGAGGUUGAGUGAGUUGAAUAGGUUUUAUUUUAAUUUGCAUUGUUUACUGGAAUGUAACCAUUGUCUCAAGGAACAUUAAUAUGAAUUACAUUAAGAGAACAUUAUGUACAGUUUUACCUUCCAAGUUCUAUUCUUAUUAGUCAUAUCUGAAUACAGGAAAGUAUAAUGAACACAAAUUCUAAGAAAAUUAUUACAAUUUUCUAUCUGAUAAUUUUUAUCUUUGAGGUAAACCUUUUUCUUUUGAAAUUUUACAUCAAAAUACAAUUCUUAUGCAGUUUUUUAAUAAUUUUUUAAAUUUGUAAUUUAUUUGUGUUACAAAACAUUAGCAUGAUUUGUAACUAUUUGUGGAAAAUUGAUGGUAAAUGUAGACAUUUAUGGUCACAAGGACUGAAUUAAUUGUGACCACUUUAAUAUCUCAGUUCCCAUCUUCAUUUAUUUUUAACUUGCAGCCUUAUUAUUCUUUGGUCUUACUUGUCACUUCACUAUAAUCGUUCUUCAGAUCUUCUAUUUACAUUUCACUAUCUAAACAUCAUUUUUAUCUCAUUUCUUUUGAAAUUUCUGGUGAGAAAAAUCACAUUGCAAAUUGAAAGUAUGAAACAUUAUCAAUAUGUGUCUUUCUCCUUUCCUAAUGAAAGUUCACCUGUAAGCAUUUGAACUGAGAGUGCUAAUGGUGUAGUUGGAUUUUAUAGUUGCCAUCAUCCUGCUUGCUUUCUCAUUUGGCCCUUACAUAUGUCUUCAUGGUAAGAAGAUUUAAAGUCUCAAUUCUUAUCCUGCUUGUAUCUCUAUCCACUUCCCUCCCUUCUUUUCUUCACCCUAUUUUUCAAAUUAUCCGUUACCUUGUACUCCUGCCUUAUUUCCUUUUACUUGACUCCGAUACUAGCUUACUGCUUUUACCGAUACAUCUUAUUGCUUUCUUACCUCUGUGCUUGAUCUCUAAUGACCUUUGGUCCAUAUACUGUAGUCAAUCUUGUGACUUACUCCAUUUAUACUAUUGUGUGAAUUUUCAUUACGUGUAAUAAUGUUUUAAUUUUCUAGGAUAAGCUCUUCUCAUUCAAUUUGUAAGUGAUUCUUUGAUAUUGAUUUUGGUUUCUUCUUCUAACUUUCAAAGCUUCUGACAAAUUAUAACAUUCUUUUGGGUUGAGUAAUUUUUGCAUUCUUUGAGAUUCAGAAUUAACAAGUCUAAUCUAUACAUGAUUGUGAGUUCUGGGGUUGUGGUGUGCAUUCUGAGAGGUAUAUCUUUUUGUUUUAUCACAAAAAGUUUUUGAGGCCAGUUACAGAGUAUAAAUAUUUAAUUAUUUAAUGUAACCCAGAAAUAUGUUGAAUGUUAUUACUUAAUGAAAGUUACCCACUGUAAUAUGUUUCUUUACCCUUAUUUAUAUUGGAGGUAAAGGCUGUCAUUAUUAAAAGACCAAGCGUUGUUGCUGCAGUUGUAUAUUUUUAUAUUGAUUUUAAAAUCAUGUCAUACCCCUUUUAUUUGGUUCUUGAAAUUGAAUAUGAUUUAUACUUCUAAAGAUUCUUUUUAUUAUAUUAUACUUUCCAUAAUAUUCUGGAGAAAAAAAGAAACUUUUCUUGUGAUAAGUAAUAUUUAAUUGUGUAAAACAAUAUUUUUAUUUGUUGAACUUGUAUGCAAUAUGUGCAUAUGCAACUAAAUGUGCAACAUUUUAUUCUCAACUUUAGAUUUUUUGUAUAUAAACAUUCUGUUUUAUAUGUAUCUUAAAGAUAAUAACUUAUUGUGUUAGAAUAUUAUGCUGUAUUUUUAUUGAAAAGGGAGACUGAUGCAAUUAAUUGUACAUUGUGUAUAUGUAGUAUGUAUCAUUAUUUAAUCUGCAUUUCCAUUUGUGCCAUAUGUUUGCACAUCAUUUUAAUUAGCCAGACAAGAAAACUUGUGAAUUGAGAGGUAUGUUCAAAUUUAAUCAAAACAACUUGCCAGAAAUACUACCAUGACAAAAUUGUUUUGAAAUGAUUGAGAAGUUAUGUAAGAAUUACAGUUUUUCUAGUCUCAUAAAUCAUGUUAAUAAUCAAUAUGUAAUGCAGAGACCAAUAUAAUGCAUUUGUGAUCAGUUCCAUUUAAA
Gryllus bimaculatus (two-spotted cricket) is the source of this 6347-nucleotide messenger RNA. The record is from the annotation of a GenBank genome assembly. NCBI's taxonomy places the organism in Eukaryota, Metazoa, Arthropoda, Insecta, Orthoptera, Gryllidae.